Messenger RNA from Conger conger (European conger), 1670 nucleotides. Its product is annotated as zinc finger protein 821-like. The transcript is spliced from 6 exons. Gene Ontology annotation, biological process: regulation of transcription by RNA polymerase II. Gene Ontology annotation, molecular function: RNA polymerase II cis-regulatory region sequence-specific DNA binding; DNA-binding transcription factor activity, RNA polymerase II-specific. Bases 387 to 1670 code for a protein of 427 amino acids. Gene Ontology annotation, cellular component: nucleus. The record is from RefSeq and is a predicted model, not a curated record. NCBI's taxonomy places the organism in Eukaryota, Metazoa, Chordata, Actinopteri, Anguilliformes, Congridae.
ACGGCACACAGAACAUCACAAGCUGGGGCUGAAUUCUGUCUCAGUCGAGGGAUUUUUCUAUAUCUAAAUUGAUCAGUUUGUCCAAUUUAUUAUUUAUUAUUAUUUCAACAGAGGACUAUUCUGAUUUAUUUAUGUAAUAUUUUUGAUCAGUCUCCCCAUUUAAUAUUAAUAACCCCCGACUUCAUGUAGCAGCCCGUCUUUUCAUUGCUUGCUCUGGUAGACAAUUUUGAUAAUCACCGUUUUUUAUUUUUUAUUUUUAUGCAAUCCGAUCGCACUCCCAAAGGGAGCCUUUUUUGGGAAUAUAUAUUGACCAGCAAAAUCGUUGAAAACUGUCGGGGCUUGGAGGAGAUUCGAAUUUUUUCCUGCCGGGAGCGGGGGGAUAUAAUAUGUCCAGGCGAAAACAAACGAACCCCUUCAAAGUUAAUUGGCCUUUCUCCCCCGCGGGCCUGAGCGGUCCUGAGCACAUGCUAAAGAUGGAGGGCAGGGAGGACUUCGCAGACGACAACUCCCGGGACCCCGAGGAGCAGGACAGCACGUCGGAGGACAGCGACAGCGACCUGGACCCCGGAGAGGACUCGUCCUCCAACACCUCCGCCGACGACAGCGUGACGGGCCUCGGCCGCAGCCGGUCCUCCCUGCAGGAGGGCGACAUGAAGGAGGAGAGCGAGGAGGGGGCAGAGCUGGAGAACGGGUACAUGUGCUCUCUGUGCACGCUGGAGUUCGGGAGCCCCGAGCAGCUGAUCGCGCACGUCUACCAGCACACAGCGGUGGGCGGCAGCAGGAGCAGUUAUGUGUGCCCGGUGUGCGCUCGAGUCCUCAGCUCCCCCGGCUCUCUGGGGCGUCACCUCCUCAUCCACUCAGAGGACCGCCUGUCCAACUGCGCCGUGUGUGGAGCACGCUUCACUGACACCAGCAACUUCAACAGGGAGAAGCUGAGCGAGUUCAUCAACGCCGGCCAAUCGGAGAGCAGCAGCAGCGACGAAGCCUGCCUCCUCCCGCCGCCCUGCCUCUCCGGCCCCGCCCACAGCCCCGGCCCCGCCCUCCCCUCCCUGACGGACAGCCUCUUCUCCCCGCCCCCGUCCCUGCCGCCCCUCCCGGACCCGCUGGGCGGCCCCGGCGCGGGGCUCCCGCCCCUCCCGGACCUCCUCUCCCCGCUGCCCGUGUCCCCCGCCGGCGUGCUGCUGGUGUGCAACGGCUGCGUGGCGUUCCGGCGGCUCCUGGCGGGCGGGGCGCGGGCGGCCCUGCGGCGCUGGCCCGGCGACCCCCCGGAGGAGCGGACGCGGCGGCUGGAGCGCGAGCGCGCGGCCAAGAAGACCAAGCGCGCGCGGGAGUCGGGCGCGGAGCGGGAGCUGCGGCGGCUGCGCGACCGCGAGGCCAAGCGGCUGCAGCGGCUGCAGGAGACGGAGGAGCAGCGCGCGCGCCGGCUGCAGCGCGACCGCGACGCCAUGCGGCUGAAGCGCGCCAGCGAGACGCCGGAGCGGCGGCAGGCGCGGCUGGAGCGCGAGCGCCAGGCCAAGCGGCUCAAGCGGCGGCUGGAGAAGAUGGACGCCCCGCUGCGCGCGCAGAUCCAGCGCCGCCCCGCCGCCGUGGCCGCGCUCACCGCCGACAUGGGCCUCUUCCAGUUCCCCUGCCCCGCCCUGGACAACGGGGGCUUCCUCAAGCUGCCCUAG